UCAGGAACCUUUACCUCACAAUCAAGAGGCAAGCACAAAGAAGUCAAGAAACAGCGCUUGAGCGCGUGAAUCAAAUUAUGGAAAAAUGUGAUGUAGGAACAUACACGAUUUCUGGCCCUUUAAGAAAUUUAUCCAUAAGGGUCAAAUUGUUCCAUCAACAAUCAAAGGCUGGAGAACAAGAAGUUGACGAAGAGCAUGUUUUUCGCUGGCAAGAAAAGAUUUUCAGUCCAAGAGAAAGAGUUCUGUACGGAGAUGCUAAGAACUGCACUACAGAAACGCAUAUGCUUUACAACAAAGAAAUAAACGCUCUUAGAUCAGGAUUCCCAACAAGGAGGUUGUUUACUUACGUUCACAAAGAUGAAGUAGUAAUGGACAAAGAUAUAUUUGUUAAUGGUAUUGGCAGUAUUUCUUAUCCUGAGAAACGAAGAUCUGAAGUUCAAAUGAAACCAGAGGACUUGUUGAAUCAUUUACCAUCCUAUGAAUUACUGUUGGAAUCUCCUCCCGAUCAUCUACGAAAUUUCAGUCAUCUCCCUAAUACAAUAGCACAGGAAAUGUAUAUUAUGGCUGAUCUAAGUGAAUGUUUAGCAGAUAACACAACGGAUCUACCACCAAAUUACUUAGGUGAUGAAGUGAUUCUCUGCAAAAUUACAGUUGAUUCUACUGGAAUUCUACGUUGCCGGCCAGACUUCACUCAUGGAAAUGAUAAACACAAUAUUAAGCUCAAACAAAAAGGAUCGUAUUAUUUUACAUUGGAAAAUGUUUCACAACAAAUGUCAAAAUUGGAUAAACAGAAAAUGGAACAGUUAGAAAGAGAGAUAGCCUUGAGAAAAUUCUCCCAGUUAUGUGCAAUAAUCGGGAAACAGUUUGAAAUGCCUGUAGAACAAAGUUUCAGACUAUUUAUCACCGGAGAAAUACUUUGCGCGACUAAUUUUGAGAAUUCUGGACUAUAUGUACAAUAUUAUCUUGAGUUACCGCAAAACUGGAAAGCAUACAAUCGUAAACUGCUGUGUGGGAGUUCACAAGUAGCGUCAACCAAAAGCAUCGGAAAGGAAGAAAUAAGUGUAUUUUGUCAGCCGAUUGAGUUUGACCUAACAUAUAGGUCAGAAAUAAAUAUAGACUUAACACAAGGAUCGUACUUAACAUGGCCUACACUAUACUUUGAAAUUCUUUCACUUGAUUUCUGGACUAGAAGUCGAACUGAAGGAUAUGGAUUUAUAGAACUUCCACGUGUUUCUGGCACACAUUCAAUAAGCGUCAGUUGUUGGCGCCCUGUUGGUGACUCUGUAGUAGAGGACCUAAGGAGGUUUUUCACUGGUGGAACGUGUCAAUUGGAAGAUCCUACAUUCACUAAAGUACCUGGAUCAUUUGAGGGGCAUAAUCUAGUGAAAUAUGGAUUUCGGACACGAAGUACAGGAAAACUCUUCCUACGCCUAAAUUGUGCAAUACAGAGCUGGUCAAAUUUGUACAAAGUUAUGAGCCAAUGUCCAACCAUCGGAGAUGAAAAGCGAAAGCGGAUAGCGCUUGCACAUAUGGAUGUUUCAACUGUAAUAAAAGCAUAUCAAAAGGCUCGUUCCAAGUUACUGGAAACAAGAAAAGUUAUAGAAGGUUUGGCGAAGCCUGAUUCAUAG
This is a messenger RNA of Trichobilharzia szidati, 1628 nucleotides long. NCBI's taxonomy places the organism in Eukaryota, Metazoa, Platyhelminthes, Trematoda, Strigeidida, Schistosomatidae. The record is from the annotation of a GenBank genome assembly.